Klebsormidium nitens is the source of this 2350-nucleotide messenger RNA. NCBI's taxonomy places the organism in Eukaryota, Viridiplantae, Streptophyta, Klebsormidiophyceae, Klebsormidiales, Klebsormidiaceae. The record is from the annotation of a GenBank genome assembly.
AUGCUCGCAUGCUGCUGCAGCUCGGUGGUGAAUGGGCCAUUCACAUAUUUUCUGCAUGAGCUGCUCAGCUGUGUUUAUGCCAAUCAAGGAGAGAGAGAUGCUUCGCCUUUAGGUCCUUCUCAAUCAGGAUGGCUCUUGCGCAAUUCCCUCACCAUGGCGUGUUGCUAUCAAGUUCAAGGCUUGUUUUCAGAAGAAUGUUUGCAAGCGUGCCUUCAUUUGCGACUCUGGACCCAGACGCGCUAUCAGGCAGCCAGCCAGGCACCGCCUACAAUCUCGUUGGUGGCGAGUGGACGUCAUCUGCAUCGGCAGUGCCUAUCCCGGACCCCCUCACAGGGGAGCCCUUUCUGACCAUCCCCAAUACCCAGCGCGAUGAGUGUGCGCCAUUCAUUGCGAGCCUGAAGAGCGUCCCCAAGUCUGGCCUGCACAAUCCGUUCAAGCACCCUGACCGCUAUGUGGCUUAUGGCGCCAUCUCUGCUCGCGUGGCGGCCAUGCUGCGCGAAGAUGCCACCGCGCACUUCUUUGCCCGCCUCAUCCAGCGGGUGUCGCCCAAGAGCCUGCCGCAGGCGCUGGGGGAGGUGGUCGUCACGCGCAAGUUCUUCGAGAAUUUCUCGGGGGACCAGGUCCGCUUCCUGGCGCGCUCGUUUGCCAACCCUGGGGACCACUCCGGCCAGCAGAGCAGCGGCUUCCGCUGGCCGUUUGGAGCGGUGGCGCUGAUCACGCCGUUCAACUUCCCGCUGGAGAUCCCCGCGCUGCAGCUCAUGGGCGCGCUCUACAUGGGCAACAAGCCGCUGCUCAAGGUCGACUCCAAGGUGAGCAUUGUGAUGGACCAGUUCCUGCGCCUGCUGCACGCCGCGGGCAUGCCCCCCGCCGACGCCGACCUGCUGCACUGCGACGGGCCCACCAUGCACCACCUCCUCCUCCAGGCGGCGCCGCGCAACACGCUGUUCACGGGCAGCAGUGCGGUGGCGGAGCGGCUGGCGGGGGACCUGCGCGGGCGCGUUCGCGUGGAGGACGCCGGGUUCGACUGGAAGGUGCUGGGGCCGGACGUGGCGGCGGCGGAGUACGUGGCGUGGCAGGCGGACCAGGACGCGUACGCGUGCAGCGGCCAAAAGUGCUCCGCGCAGUCCAUCCUGUUCAUGCACCAGAACUGGGUGGAGGCAGGCCUGGAGCAGAAGCUGGCUCAGCGCGCCGCGCAGCGCCACCUCGACGACCUCUCCAUCGGGCCCGUGCUCACAUGGACCACCCCCCAGCUGCUGGAGCACAUUGCCGCGCCGUUGCGCGGGCACCGCAUCCCGCCCGUGUACGGCGCCAUUGAGCCGACGGCCGUGUUCGUGCCGCUGGAGACGCUGCUGGGGUCGGAGGAGGCCUUCCGCCUGGCCACCACGGAGGUGUUCGGGCCCUUCCAGAUCCUGACGGCGUACACGAGCGCGCAGCUGCCGGCCGUGCUGGAGGCCCUGGAGCGCAUGCACGCGCACCUCACCGCCGCCGUCGUCUCCAACGACGCGCUCUUCCUGCAGGAGGUGCUGGGCAGCACGGUGAACGGCACCACGUACGCGGGCAUCAGAGCACGCACCACGGGGGCGCCGCAGAACCACUGGUUCGGUCCUUGCGGCGACCCGCGGGGUGCCGGGAUUGGGACACGGGAGGCCAUCCAGCUGGUGUGGUCGAGCCACCGCGAGAUCAUCCACGACGUGGGGCCGGUUGCAGAACACUGGACGGCGCCGCCUCCCACAUAACUGCAGCCCACGCAGUGCUUCCAUCACGCAGAGUGCUCGAGCAAGUGCACUGGGCGGGUCGUAUCCCCGCUUGAAGGUAUCAAGAGCUUUUGGCUGAGUUCAGGCCUAUGCUGUCGUGCUUGAAAAGCGCAGACACCCUUCCGGCUUGACAAAUCCGCACAAUAAGGUUGUAUGGAAUAUGUUACCUGAAAGUUAGCACGCUCGAGCAUAUAUCAUGAAGAGUUGGCAUUGCUGUCUGCAUAUUUGGGGAAGAGUGCGAACGUUGUAAAAUUCGAGUCAAAACGGCUUAAAAAUCCGGGCGACAUCAGCACAAAUUGACUAUCAUACACAUGGUAAGUAUCCUUGCACAUGGCCAAGCCGGUUCCUGGCCAUAGAGGGGACCUUAUUAAGGCGUUGAUGUUGCUGUCGUGGUCUCUCGCGGGACUGCAGUUGCGGCUUGAAGUCAUCACAGACCUUUUGCAUUGAGAACAUGCAGAGACCACAAAAUCUGCGUCCGUGCUGAAUUCAUUUGAUAAUUCAUAGUAAUCAAUCUGACAGGUGCAUUUGUCUGCAUCUUUAGCACCAGCCUGGCAGUACAAGGCAAUGUGCAUUCACACUGAAGAACCAUAUGAGCG